Prinia subflava (tawny-flanked prinia) is the source of this 2968-nucleotide messenger RNA. RefSeq names its product retinoid X receptor gamma (gene RXRG). Gene Ontology annotation, cellular component: nucleus. Gene Ontology annotation, molecular function: zinc ion binding; nuclear steroid receptor activity; retinoic acid-responsive element binding. The record is from RefSeq and is a predicted model, not a curated record. NCBI's taxonomy places the organism in Eukaryota, Metazoa, Chordata, Aves, Passeriformes, Cisticolidae. The coding region runs from base 411 to 1814 and encodes 467 amino acids. Gene Ontology annotation, biological process: cell differentiation; response to retinoic acid; retinoic acid receptor signaling pathway. The transcript has 10 exons.
AAGGCGAAGCAGACCCUCCCUCCCCGCCAUGCUCCUCCCCUGAGGAACUUAACCUCUCCCGCUGCUCCCGAUUCCCGAUCCACAGCGGGGCCGCCGUGCAUUGCUUGGCGUCCCAGCCGGGCGAUUAUGCUCGCGGGCCGGUGCGCCGGGGGCCCGCGGGGAGCCGAGCGGGCGGAGCGCGGGAGCCGCCGCUGAGACGGGAGAAGCAGAGGAUGGCUCAGCCCGGGCGGCAGCUGCCGGAGCGGGGAUGAGCCCCGGGCAGCAGGCGGCUGCCCCGGCACCCUCCGAGAGCCCCCGCUCCUGCAGAGCCAUGCCCCGACCCCGGCGGGCUGCGCUGCGCUCCGGGCAGCUUUGAAGUUUAGAGGAGGCGGUCGUGUUGAGAAAGGCGAGCGAUGAACUGAAGAUUAAACAUGUAUGGGAAUUAUCCUCACUUCAUUAAGUUUCCUGCGGGCUUUGGCAAUUCCCCGGUGCACGCCGGCUCCCCGUCCGUGAGCCUGUCCUCCGGCCUUUCCGCGGGGAACCCGGUGGAGGGGCCCCACGGCUACCUGGAGCCCCCCGCCGGCGCCUCGCGGGCGCUGCCGUCGCCCAUGAACGCCGUCGGCUCCGCCGUGAGCGCCCUGGGCUCGCCCUACAGGGUCAUCACCUCCUCCCUGGGCUCGCACCCCGUGGCUCUGUCCUCGGCCCCCGGCAUGAAUUUCGUGGCGCACGCCAGCCCGCAGCUCAAUGUCCUGAACAAUGUCAGCAGCUCGGAGGAUGUCAAGCCCUUGCCGGGUCUCCCGGGGAUGGGGAACAUGAAUUAUCCAUCCACAAGUCCAGGAUCCCUAGCCAAACACAUCUGUGCCAUCUGUGGGGACAGGUCCUCAGGGAAGCACUACGGGGUGUACAGCUGUGAGGGCUGCAAAGGCUUCUUCAAGAGGACGAUCCGCAAGGAUCUGAUCUACACCUGCCGGGAUAACAAGGACUGCCUCAUAGACAAGCGCCAGCGCAACCGCUGCCAGUACUGCCGCUACCAGAAGUGCCUCGCCAUGGGGAUGAAGAGGGAAGCUGUGCAGGAGGAGCGGCAGCGGAGCAGGGAGCGCAGCGAGAGCGAGGCCGAGCCCUCGAGCAGCGGCAGCGAGGACAUGCCCGUGGAGAGGAUCCUGGAGGCUGAGCUGGCCGUGGAGCCCAAAACGGAGGCGUACAGCGAUGUGGGCACGGAGAGCUCGACAAACGACCCUGUCACCAACAUCUGCCAUGCUGCUGACAAGCAGCUCUUCACGCUCGUCGAGUGGGCCAAGCGCAUCCCCCACUUCUCCGACCUGACACUGGAAGACCAAGUCAUUCUCCUCCGGGCAGGCUGGAACGAGCUGCUCAUUGCCUCUUUCUCCCAUCGCUCCGUGUCGGUCCAGGACGGGAUCCUGCUGGCCACGGGGCUGCACGUGCACCGCAGCAGUGCCCACAGUGCUGGCGUGGGCUCCAUCUUCGACAGGGUUCUGACAGAGCUGGUGUCCAAAAUGAAAGACAUGCAGAUGGAUAAGUCAGAGCUGGGGUGCCUGCGAGCCAUUGUCCUGUUUAACCCAGAUGCCAAGGGUUUGUCCAGCCCCUCAGAAGUGGAAUCCCUGAGGGAGAAGGUCUAUGCCACGCUGGAAGCCUACACGAAGCAGAAGUACCCCGAGCAGCCAGGGCGGUUUGCCAAGCUCCUCCUGCGCCUGCCGGCGCUGAGGUCCAUCGGGCUCAAGUGCCUGGAGCACCUCUUCUUCUUCAAGCUGAUUGGAGACACCCCCAUCGACACCUUCCUCAUGGAGAUGCUGGAGACACCCCUGCAGGUCACCUGAGGGUGUGGCCCUGUCUGGCUGACCCUGCCCCCCGUGCCCCUGCACAGCCUCCUGCCCCUCUGCUCUGAGCCUGGGAGAGCUCCAGAGACGUCCUUGGCCCUCCUCUCCCCCUCGGUGGGAUUGUCGUGGUUUUGUACAGCUGUAAAUCACCCCCUCGAACCCUCCCUGGCCUGUCUGGGGGGGUGUCACAGAUCCUCUACCCAGCUAACCAUCCCCCUGCCCCCCUGUACAGAUAAUUGCUUUAAAUUAUUUUUUCAUUCUCAAUAAAAGUCAACAAAACAAAACAAAUGAUGUGAGUGAGGCGCUGAUUUGAGCUAGCAGAGCAGUGUUCUCUUUGCUGCAGUCACAAGUCCAGCUUGGGAUGGGGCUGAGGGUCCCUCCUGACACCCUUGGGCAGCCCAAAUCAGGGCAGGAAUGUCACUUGGGAUAUCACUGCUUGUGCUGAUGGACACAGUCCUCUGGCUGAGAGGAGACAGGGAUUGCUUCUUGUUUCUGCUAGGGAGAGACCUAGAGAAACUUGCUGCUGUGAAUCAAAACAUUUCAUUCCACCACCUUAAAAAGAAACCCUUGGACUCUUAAAAUUCUUUGGAGUUUUAAAGUAAUAUUAAAAGUAAGUUUUUAAUGUGUGAGGGGGUGGUUGGUUGGUAUCGGCUGGUUGAUUCGGUUUUUUUUUUUUUUUUUUUUUUCUUCUUUUCUGACCUAGUCUGACCGCUGACAAAAGAACAAAAGUGUUUUAUUUUGGUGCAGGUGGACUAUUUUGGAAUGGCGCAGACCUUGUGUGCUCAUGGAUAACUUUCCAUUUUCCUGAAGCUUCAUGAGUCCUGUUCUUUUUGGUUUUUCCCCUCCGUAUUUUUGCUCUGGAUACAGGUUCACGAACCCCAAAUUUGCAAUCUCACACUUCCACGAGUGAAACUUGCAGGGAAGGAAAGAACAGGACACUCUAACAAACCAUCCUCAAAGGCCUGCCUGGUGCUUCCCCUGCUCCAGGAGCACCACUGGAGCUCCCGUUGCACCCGAGCUAACCAGAGUCAAACGAGUUAAAGACAUUAAUUUGUUCAAUAUGCGGCGCUUAUCCUGGUGGGAAAAUGUCCUCCCAGGAACCCAGCGAAACUGUCUGCAUUAUUAUUCAUAAAACAGGUGUAGUGUUAAGUGAU